Molecule: messenger RNA, 2177 nt
Organism: Monosiga brevicollis MX1
Lineage: Eukaryota; Choanoflagellata; Craspedida; Salpingoecidae
Exons: 8
Coding region: 34-1512 (492 amino acids)
Cellular component (GO): box C/D methylation guide snoRNP complex; small-subunit processome
Molecular function (GO): snoRNA binding
Source: RefSeq, a predicted model, not a curated record
UCUCGUCCCUUUUGCCCCUCAAACACAGCCAACAUGUUGGUGCUGUUUGAAACGCCUGCGGGCUAUGCCCUUUUCAAGGUCAAGAAGGGCGUCAAGCUGUCCGAGGCCGACCUUGCCGACGUCUUUGCCACCCCCGACGCUGCCAAUGAGGCCGUCAAGCUCAAGGGCUUCCACAAGUUUGAGGACACUGUAGAGGCCCUCACCGCGGCCACCGCCCUGACCGAGGGUAAGCUCAGCAAGGGCCUCAAGUCCUUCCUCAAGGACAACAUCAUUAGCAAGGAGGUUCAAGACACCCUGGCCGUCCCCGAGGCUAAGCUGGGUACCGUCAUCAAGGAGAAGCUCGGUAUCCAGUGCGUCUACGACUCUGGUGUGCAGGAGCUGAUGCGUGGCAUCCGCUCGCAGCUCUCUGCCGUCAUCUCGGGCCUCCGCGAGUCUGACUUGACCGCCAUGACCCUCGGUCUGGCGCACAGCCUCUCUCGCUACAAGCUCAAGUUUAGCCCCGAUAAAGUUGACACCAUGAUUGUGCAGGCCAUUGCCCUGCUCGAUGACCUGGACAAGGAGCUCAACACCUACACCAUGCGCGUGCGCGAGUGGUAUGGCUGGCAUUUUCCCGAGCUCGGCAAGAUCAUCACUGACAACAACGCUUUCGUGCGCACUGUCCUGACCACGGGCAACCGCAAGAACAUGUCCAGCACAGACCUCUCGGAGAUUUUGCCCGAGGAGGUUGAGCAAGACGCCAAGGAGGCCGCCGAAAUCUCCAUGGGUACUGAGAUCAGCAACGAGGAUUUGGAUCACAUCAAGUCCUUGGCCGAACAGGUGCUGGCCAUUACCGAGUACCGUGCCCAGCUCUACGAUUAUUUGAAGAACCGCAUGAACGCCGUGGCACCCAACCUGACGGUGAUGGUGGGCGAGCUUGUCGGCGCUCGUCUGAUUGCACAUGCUGGCUCUCUUCUCAACUUGGCCAAGCACCCCGCCUCUACCGUCCAGAUUCUGGGCGCCGAGAAGGCCCUGUUCCGUGCUCUCAAGACCAAGCACGACACGCCAAAGUACGGUCUUUUGUACCACGCUUCAGUCGUGGGCCAGAGUCAGCCCAAGAACAAGGGCAAGAUGUCUCGCGUGCUUGCGGCCAAGACCUCUCUCGUGGCCCGUGUCGAUGCCUUGGCCGACGAGAGCAACGUGAACAUUGGUCUCGAUUACAAGGCCAAGGUGGAUGCUCGCCUGCGUCAGCUCGAGGGUGGCGAGGUGGUUGCCGCCACCAAGACGGGCGCCGCCGUCGGCCCUCAGUCCUUUGAGACAGUACCCCCUACGCAACAGUACAACACGGCCACCGAUGCUGUGAUGGAUGUUGAUUCGGAUGACGAGAGUUCAAAGAAGAAGGCCAAGAAGGCCAAGAAGGAUAAGAGUGACAAGGACAAGAAGAAGAAGAAGCGCUCUGCUGAUGCGGCAGACGAGGAUGCCGAGGAGGAGAAGAAGCCCAAGAAGAAGAAGAGCAAAAAGUCCAAGGGCGAGUAGAUGCCUAGCAGGUGUCUUCAAACUCAAACUCUUUUUAGCUGCGACUUGCUUUUUUGGCAGCAGAGCAAUUGCUUAGUGUUCUUGUAGAUGCAACGUCUUUGGGUUGUUCCCACAUGUUCACCGUGUGCGGUCUUUUUGUGCGUGUGUUUUGAGUCAUGACUUGCACGCGGUUUCGGUGUCCUUGUAUGUGUUGUUGCCCUGCCGUUGCCAUCCAGGCAUGCUGGCCUGUCUCAGGCUCAAGCUCGUCCCCUCUGUUGUGUGCUUGCUGAUUCGUCUCUUUGUCAUUCGUUAUUGUUGUUCACAUCCGCCUUGACGCCGUCGACCACCCUGCUUGUGCGAGUGGAGCUUCGUGUGAUAGGCGAGGUUUUGUGAUUCGAGUCCGUGCAGGUCAUGUCCAUGCUUUUAUCGUUUUGAGGCGUGUCCUGUAAAGUUGCGUAGCAUACGUUCGGUCUCUGUAGCUCUUGUUUGUUCCUGGUGAUCUUUUUUUUUUUUUUUCCCUUCGCUCCUUCUUGGUGGGGCGGGCAACACCGAGACUUUUGGCAGCUCGAUGCCUGCUUUUUUUUUUCCCCUCUCUUUCUUCUCACUGCUCUUUCUAAGGGCAUAUCCUUGUACUAGCAGGACAUGCCUUUGAUUGAGUUUGCCAAACCAAAUUUAUCGAAAUCUUG